Messenger RNA from Gastrolobium bilobum, 2131 nucleotides. Its product is annotated as acetolactate synthase 2, chloroplastic-like. Gene Ontology annotation, biological process: L-valine biosynthetic process. The coding region runs from base 1 to 1953 and encodes 650 amino acids. The transcript has a single exon. The record is from RefSeq and is a predicted model, not a curated record. Gene Ontology annotation, molecular function: thiamine pyrophosphate binding; magnesium ion binding; flavin adenine dinucleotide binding. Gene Ontology annotation, cellular component: acetolactate synthase complex. Lineage: Eukaryota; Viridiplantae; Streptophyta; Magnoliopsida; Fabales; Fabaceae.
AUGGCAGCCACCGCUUCAAAAAUCCCUUUCUCUUCAUCUUCUUCAUACUCCACUCUUCCAAAACGCAAUGUCAGAUUCACCCUCCCUCUUUCUCCUAUUCUCAACAAAUCCACUCGUCUCCGUUCCUUCCCCUUCCGAGUCUCAUGCUCCCUCUCCGACCCAUCCGCCGCCGCAGCCACCGCCGCUGUCGUAGAGUCUUUCGUUUCGCGGUUUCCCGCCGGCGAGCCCAGAAAGGGUGCGGACAUCCUUGUUGAAGCCCUAGAGCGACAGGGAGUGACCAAUGUCUUCGCAUAUCCCGGUGGCGCGUCAAUGGAGAUCCAUCAAGCCCUCACGCGCUCACACACCAUCCACAACACCCUCCCACGCCACGAACAGGGUGGGGUUUUCGCCGCCGAGGGCUACGCCCGCUCCUCCGGGCUCCCCGGCGUCUGCAUUGCCACCUCCGGCCCCGGCGCCACCAACCUGGUUAGCGGCUUAGCCGAUGCAAUGAUGGAUAGUGUGCCUCUCAUCGCCAUUACAGGACAAGUCCCUCGCAGAAUGAUAGGCACUGAUGCAUUCCAAGAAACCCCUAUUGUUGAGGUGACUAGAUCCAUCACUAAGCAUAACUAUCUUGUUCUUGAUGUAGACGACAUUCCUAGGGUUGUUAAAGAGGCAUUUUUAAUAGCAACUUCUGGAAGACCUGGACCUGUUCUCAUUGAUGUGCCUAAGGAUGUUCAACAAGAGCUUGCUGUUCCUAAUUGGGACCAACCCAUUAAGCUUGCUGGGUACUUUUCUAGGCUGCCCAAGAUUCCCAGUGAAGCCCUUUUGGAACAGACUGUGAGGUUGAUAUUGGAAUCCAAGAAACCUGUUUUGUAUGUUGGGGGUGGUUGUUUGAAUUCGAGUGUUGAGUUGACGCGGUUUGUGGAGCUUACUGGUAUUCCUGUGGCUAGUACUUUGAUGGGUCUUGGGGCAUACCCCUCUGCGGAUCAACAUUCACUUCAGAUGUUGGGUAUGCAUGGUACUGUUUAUGCUAACUAUGCUGUUGAUAAGAGUGAUUUGUUGCUUGCAUUUGGGGUCAGGUUUGAUGACCGUGUCACUGGGAAGCUGGAGGCUUUUGCCAGUAGGGCUAAGAUUGUUCAUAUAGAUAUUGAUUCUGCUGAGAUUGGGAAGAACAAGCAACCCCACGUGUCGGUUUGUGCGGAUGUGAAGUUGGCCUUGGAAGGCAUUAAUCGGAUUUUGGAGUGCAAGGGGAUCAAGAGUAAUCUUGAUAUUCAAGCUUGGAGGGAAGAGCUGAAUGUGCAGAAAAAGAAAUUCCCCUUGAGUUACAAGACAUUUGAGGAUGGUAUUUCCCCUCAGUGUGCUAUUCAGGUUCUUGAUGAACUCACAGACGGAAAUGCAAUAAUUAGUACUGGAGUUGGACAACACCAGAUGUGGGCAGCUCAGUAUUACAAGUAUAAGAGACCUAGACAGUGGUUAACAUCAGGGGGUCUUGGAGCUAUGGGUUUUGGAUUGCCUGCUGCUAUUGGUGCUGCUGUUGCUAACCCUCAUGCAAUUGUAGUUGAUAUUGAUGGAGAUGGUAGUUUCAUUAUGAAUGUACAAGAGCUAGCCACUAUAAGAGUGGAGAAUCUCCCCAUCAAGAUCUUGUUGUUGAAUAAUCAACACUUGGGCAUGGUUGUUCAGUGGGAGGAUCGAUUCUACAAAUCAAAUAGAGGUCACACGUAUCUAGGAGACCCAUCUAAUGCGACAGAGAUUUUCCCAGACAUGUUGAAGUUCGCAGAUGCAUGUGGGAUACCAGCAGCUCGUGUGACAAAGAAGGAAGAACUUAGAGGAGCAAUACAGAAAAUGUUGGACACACCUGGGCCCUACCUUCUUGAUGUUAUUGUACCCCAUCAGGAGCAUGUCUUGCCAAUGAUUCCGAGUAAUGGAUCCUUCAAGGAUGUGAUAACUGAGGGUGAUGGCAGAACUAGUUACUGAUUGACUUGACCAAAUUUUCCUUGAUGGUUGUUUUGUACAAUAUAUAAUGUUAUAGUCGCAGGAUUUGACAUGUGGUGAGAUCCUAGUUUGGUAGCAAGACCAUGUAUUUUUCUUUUCUUCGAUCAAUGUCUAUUGUCAUCUUACUCUGCAGUAUGAUAUCUCAUGUUGUACAAUUGGU